AUGGAAACUGAACAUUAUCAUUAUGAAUCCUCAAUAAAGGAUGAAUCAUCAAUAGAAAAAAAUGAAAAUCUUAAUGAAGAUAAAAUUGAUAUUAAAUACUAUGUUGAUAAUUUUAAUGGUGCAACAAAAUUUACAUAUAAGAAAAUAGACAAAUCAGAUCCUAAUAAUGAGAAAUGUUUUGAAUUUGUUGAUUUUUUUGAUAUAUGUCCAGAUGAUUUUGUCAAAUCAGGAAUCAUUAAUUUUGUAAUUAAUGAAAUUGAAAAUACUGAACAAACAGAUAAUAAAAUGAAAAAGGAUACAAAUAUAAAUACUGUGUUUCAGAAACUACAUAUUGCUACUAUGGAAAAAGAAAAAAUUCAUGAGAUAAGUAAAAAUGAAGAUAUAUUGAAAAGAAACAAUUCUGGUUACAAUUAUAACGAUUCCCUUAAAAAAUUAUCAAAUAUUCCAAAAAUAACAAUUACAAAUCAUGAAAAUGAAGUAAAAAAUAUUAACAUCAAUAAUGAUAAUAAAACAAACCAAAUUUAUACAAACGAUAAAACAAUUGAAUAUGCAAGUAUUAUUGCUGAUAAAAUUUAUAAUGAUGCUAUAAAUAUUAAUAAUAAUAUUUUAGCUAAUGACACUAAUGUAAAUAUUUUACAUAAAUAUUCUGAUUUAAAAGAAUUCCCAUUAUCAUCAUUAAACAAUAGUGAAAAUAAUAAUGAAGAAUUUCUUAAUAAUAUAAAAAAAGAUCCUUCAAGAUUGAUAAACUAUGAUUAUCAAGCAGUUGUAAACGAUGAUAUUUUAAUAAAAAAUGAAAAUUCAGAUAAAGUAACUGAUUCAAUUAAAGAUAUUGAAGAGAAAAAAAUAGAUAGUAAUUUGUUUUUAUCAAAACAAAAAAUGAAUUAUUCCAAUUAUAAUAGUAAUAAUAAUUUUGAAGAUUUUAAACAAUUAAAAUAUAAUUUCGAUGAACAUUAUGCUAAAACUUUAAUCAAUCAUCAUGAAUCAUUUAAAAAAUCAAAAAAUUCAUUGUCAGAUGAGGAAAAAAUUAAAACUGUUAUAACAUUAAAAAACAAUGGAUUUUCAGAUAUAUUAAAUGUCAAUCAUUGCAUUGAUUGUAUUUUAGAAAGAACAUUACAAGCAAAUCCAUUUUAUCAUGCUCAACCUGAUAGAUUAAGUAUGCGGUGUAGUAAAUGUAAACCAUGUAAUAGACAUACUCAAACCAAUACAUAUAUUGAUUAUAUGAUAAAAGAAAAUACUUUAGAUGAAAAAAAUCACGAAUGUAUUUGUGAAGAUAUAUGUAAGGAAGUUAAUUGUUCAAUAUGUUCAAUAAAAAUACCACUUUGUAAAAAUUUAGAGCAUGAAAAAAAUUGUACUGAUAAAUAUUCAGCUCCCAUUCAAAUGCCUCAAAUUUCAAAUUCAGAAAAAAGCAUAAAAUUUUUAAGAAGUGAUUCUAAUGAAAUGGUUAAAAAUAAUAAUGAAAAUUUUAUAAAUACAACAUUUGAAAAAGAAAAAAAUAAAGAUUAUGUUAAAUCAAAAAAAUCAUGGUUUAAAAAAAUAAUGACAUGUAACUCAUGUAAAUCUGGAAAAAGAAAAAUAUAUAAUCAAAAUUAA
Molecule: messenger RNA, 1590 nt
Organism: Strongyloides ratti
Lineage: Eukaryota; Metazoa; Nematoda; Chromadorea; Rhabditida; Strongyloididae
Exons: 3
Coding region: 1-1590 (529 amino acids)
Source: RefSeq, a predicted model, not a curated record